This is a messenger RNA of Aureobasidium subglaciale EXF-2481, 2502 nucleotides long. RefSeq lists its product as uncharacterized. The record is from RefSeq and is a predicted model, not a curated record. The transcript has a single exon. Gene Ontology annotation, cellular component: mitochondrion. Lineage: Eukaryota; Fungi; Ascomycota; Dothideomycetes; Dothideales; Saccotheciaceae. Bases 1 to 2502 code for a protein of 833 amino acids. Gene Ontology annotation, molecular function: protein binding; oxidoreductase activity.
AUGCUCUCAAAAUUGUAUUCGCCACGCGUGGUCAUCAUCGGAGCUGGUAUCGUCGGUACCAACGUGGCUGACGAGCUGGUCGCUCGAGGAUGGACCAACAUUACAGUGGUUGACCAAGGGCCCCUGGAUAUGCCAGGAGGUUCCACAUCACAUGCUCCCGGUCUCGUCUUCCAGACAAAUGUUUGCAAGACUAUGACCUUGUUUGCACGCUACACAGUCGAGAAGUUCAUGGCCCUGGAAGAAGAUGGUCAGAACUGCUUCAACCAGGUUGGAGGACUGGAAAUCGCCACAGACGCCGCUCGUAUGGCAGAAUUGAAACGCAAGCAUGGUUACGCACAGUCUUGGGGCAUAGAGGCCCACCUCAUCAGCCCUGAGGAAUGUCUGGAGAAGUACCCCCUCCUCAACAAGGAGCAGGUCCACGGAGGUCUUCACAUUCCCACCGACGGUCUCGCCCUUGCUGCUCGCGCUGUCCAACUCCUUAUCAACCGUACCCGCAAAGCUGGUGUACAAUAUAUCGACAAGACUCCCGUGACCGGAAUCGCAAAAGCUGACGGCCAUGUGACCGGUGUAGAGACACCGAAUGGCGUUAUCCCCGCUGACAUUGUCGUCUCAUGCGCUGGUUUCUGGGGUGUUGAGAUCGGUGCCAUGAUUGGUCUUCCCAUUCCUCUGCUUCCCUUGGCUCAUCAAUACGUCAAGACGACCUCUGUACCUGCUCUGGCAAGCCGCAACAAUCCCGAGGGUGGCGCUUCCUUGCCUAUCCUCCGUUACCAAGAUCAAGAUCUAUACUACCGUGAACACGGUGAUCAAUAUGGUAUUGGAUACUACGGUCACAAGCCUAUGCCCGUCGUAGCCUCAUCUCUGGGCGUUACUCCUGAGCAUGUUGACCACAAAAACAUGCCCUCCCGUCUCGAGUUCACUCGCGAGGACUUCGAGCCUGCAUGGGAGCUCUCAAAGAAGUUUUUGCCUUGCAUGGAUGAGGUUGAGAUCGAGGACGGCUUCAACGGCAUCUUUUCCUUUACCCCCGAUGGUGGUUCCCUCGUUGGUGAGGCACCCAACCUCGAAGGAUUCUUCGUCGCCGAGGCAGUCUGGGUCACACACUCUGCAGGUAUUGCUCGUGCAGUAGCUGAGGUAUUGACGACUGGAAAGAGUCAGAUCGAUCUUGGAGCUGUCGAGCUCAACCGCUUUGAGGAAGUUCAGUUGAGCAGCUCGUACGUCAAAGAAACUUCGAUGCAAAACUUUGUCGAGAUUUACGACAUUAUGCACCCUCUGCAACCACGAGAGUCACCUCGCAACCUCCGCGUCAGCCCCUUUCACGCUCGUCAGAAGGAGCUUGGUGCUUACUUCCUGGAAGGUGGCGCAUGGGAGCGACCUUAUUGGUUUGAGGCCAACGAGAAGCUUGUCAAAGAUCUGCCUGAGGAGUGGAAGCCCAAGGAUCGCGAUGCUUGGUCUUCCAGGUAUUACAGUCCAAUCGCUGCGGCAGAGGCGUGGAAGACUAGAACGACCGCUGCGAUGUACGACAUGACACCGCUUCGUCGUUUGGAAGUCUACGGACCAGGUGCUGUCGAGCUAUUACAGCGAGUCAGCACUGGUGACGUUGGCAAGAAGCCUGGAGCCGUCACGUACACCCUCUUCCUUGAUGGCAGAGGUGGUAUCAAGAGUGAUGUGACCGUCGCCAGACUUGAAGACAAGUUGUUCCAAGUCGGUUGUAACGGGCCUGUCGAUCUGGUAUACCUCAACAAGGAGGCCGAUAAGCAGAUGGAGCAAGAUCCCACAAAAUGGGUCACUGUUCGCGAUGUUACUGCCGGAACCUGCUGUAUCGGUCUUUGGGGUCCCAAGGUCAGAGAGAUUAUCAGCAAGGUCAGCCAAGACGACUUCUCAAGCACAGCCAAGGGUCUGCGCUACUUCCGUACCAAGCGCGCCAACAUCUCUGGCAUUCCUGUCACCAUCAUGCGAUUGUCGUAUGUUGGAGAGCUUGGUUGGGAGAUUUAUACCACGGCUGACCGCGGUCAAGCACUAUGGGACGCACUCUGGGAGGCUGGUCAAGAGCAAGGAGUCAUUGCGGCUGGCCGUACUGCCUUCAACGCCCUCAGACUGGAGAAGGGAUACAGAUCAUGGGGCUCUGACAUGAACACUGAGCACGACCCUUAUGAGGCCGGUGUUGGCUUCGCAGUCAAAGCAGGAAAGCUAGGCUACUAUGGUCAAGCAGCUCUCGAAGGGCGCUCGGUCGAGACAUCGAAGAAGCGUUUACGCUGCCUGGUCGUCGAUGAUGGUUCCUCGGUUGUGCUUGGCAGAGAGCCUGUGUUCGUUGGCGGCAAGCCCAGCGGGUAUGUUACUAGCUCUGCAUUUGCCUACACCAUCGGCAAGCCCAUUGCUUAUGCAUGGUUGCCAAGCACGAUCAACGAGGAGGACAAGGUUGAGAUUGAGUACUUCGGCAAGAGAAUCGAGGCUACGGUUACUGCCGAGCCAUUGUUCGAUCCUUCCAUGUCACGUCUGCGUGGUUGA